Endocarpon pusillum Z07020 is the source of this 3225-nucleotide messenger RNA. RefSeq lists its product as uncharacterized. The coding region runs from base 1 to 3225 and encodes 1074 amino acids. Lineage: Eukaryota; Fungi; Ascomycota; Eurotiomycetes; Verrucariales; Verrucariaceae. The record is from RefSeq and is a predicted model, not a curated record. The transcript has 3 exons.
AUGUCACCCUCGGGACAUUCAAGCGGUAGUCGCUUGCCGGUUGCUCCUGCCAUGGGCGAUAGCCUAGCUUUUGACGUUCAAAGUUUUCAUUCUGUCGCCGCUGCGGAGCAGCAUUCCUCGAACAUCCUCAUCAUCACAAUGUACAGUACCCCAGCAACGAGCCUCGAUCAGAAUGUCCCCAAGCACGGACCAAAGAGCGAGUCCACAACUGACACCAGACGCAACUCCUGGUUGCAGUAUCACUCGAGGCAUACAUCAAAUCCAUUCUUCCUUAGCAGGCGUGCAAGAGAACAAGGAGGUAUCCAUAGGGACAAGAGAUCAGGACGGCAGUCAGUGGCUCUCGAUGAGCCAUCAAACGACUUGGAGGGCGGCCUUCUUACGAACAAACCUGAUUCGCUUCUUGUUCAUAUCCCUGGCAUCUCUGAAGAAGUCACUUCAGACGAAACUCCGAGCCAUAGAAAGAAGGUAAAAGUACCCGACCUUCCACACAAUGUGAAGACUCCUUUUCGCCUUGGGAACAGGCCCUUGCCACAAGUUGAUAUAACUACACCAACAUAUCCUACGAGUUCGGCUGGUCAUUCGCCAAAUCUGCUUGAUGACGGUCUUGUGCAGCAGAAUCUUUCGUAUGAGGAAGGCAUCGUGCGAAGAAGCAUUAUGCGGACAGUAAGUCACGAGGAUUACCUUCUCGCACGAGGAGCGAAUCCUCGUACAGGUGUCGUGACUCCGAUUUUGCAGGGCGGAAGUAGCUCAACCGACGACCAGGAUCUCCUCAGAGUCAGAGAGAUGCCUCAACACCCAAAAUGGCGAUUGAAGGGUGAUCAAUGGGUCAGCUUGAGUCUAGACGAGCCCACUCCUCUGCCCAGUCCUCCGUCCGAACCAGACAACCGUCAACCUGGGAGGCUAUUGCGGAUACCACCCAAGCUGACACACGGGAGAAAUAGAGAUAUGAAGACCUCCGAACAGCAAAGAAUCGGUGAAUGGACGGCAGCAGAUGACAGAAGUGCACCUUUUCAGCAAACAGGACAGCAGAACAAGAGAGAUAUCUCAACUUCUGACGUAAAAACGAAUCGUACUAAAGCUAUUGUCGUUCCGGCGAGAUCGCUUCCGAGAGAUCAGGGUAGAUCUGGCCAAAAACCCGUGAUCAAGAGGAAGCCUUUGGGAACUCCACCUCGACAGCAGUCGGUUGAGAUUCUCUCGCGCAGAGAUGACUUGCCAGAGGCAAGCACAGAGACGGUGAUUACCAAGACAGGUCCUAUAGAGCAGAUACGAUCUUCCUCAAUGCCUACGCCUCGAAAGAUUCGUUUCUUCCGACCCGAAGAUGUUGGUAAAGCAUUGCCUGCUCUACCUGAGUCCACUGCCGAUGACCAUGAACAUUUGAAGGCAGAGUCUCCAUCCAAGGCAAUGCCUUUUUUAGGCCUGCGACCGGGCGGCGGGACAGCAGAUGUCUUGAUUCGCCCCACCUUGAUCAGUCACCGUUCAAGGAAAGGGCUCCCAUGUCAGCCGACGAACGAUAUCCAAUUCCGGUCUCAUCGCUUGGAAAAUAUAGAGACAAGGCGCCCGCCCGCAAUGACAAUGCCCACGCAGACCAGCAAACCCGAGAAUCAUUCGCGCAAGGUAAAUUUUCUACCGAAUACCGAGGGGAGAAACACGGCUCUGCCACGGCGCCCGCCCAUGAUACCACCGAGAGACUAUCGACCCGCCAGGUUGAUACAUGCAGAGCAGCAAGCCGGGCAACAGAGUGUAAUGGAAGUCUUCGAUGCAAGCCCUUCGAAGCAUGCGCAGCCAACGCCACAGGCGCACACAACAAACCUGAACAGCCAGAUGAUAGCGAAGAUGACAGGGGCAGAAGCCAUCAAUGCGCACACUCAUCCAUCCACUAUCACACCCACUAUCACACCCACCACCACCACAGUGCCGCUUUCACCGGAGGACAAGCUGGUGGAUUCGAGCUGGAGAGAGAUACCUUCGCCAUUGCGCCUGGGACGACAAAGAGCCAACACAAUAUCACGUCCAGCAAUGCCAGGAAGAGCCGAAGGGACGCAGAACGUUCCGAAAGUGAGCCCGCAAAGGGAAGUACCAGGGCAGUACCAGAAGAGAAUGACUGGUAUGAGCGACAGCAGCGUGUCGGCAAACAACACACCAGUGGAAGGGAGUCCGGAGCGCGAUCUCAUUCCCCGCCCCCUCAGACUAAGCAACGGAAACACAGCAGAUCUCGACCGGCUCCGAGAAGUACGAGCAAAGGGCGCCACAGACGCAGGUCAACCGAUGGCGACCUGUGCACGUUGCCAAGAAUGCUCCUUGGGCGACAAGCGACUAAAUACGCAUGGAUUCACCCAUACGCGAGGGAGCCCACUGGAGGAGAACAUUGACCCUCAGGUCGACUUGAGUUGUACUUCCGGCUUCUUGCAAGGCACUCGGGCCGAUCACGCGGGGUGUUGCCCAGAAUGCUGUGUGGUUGGCUGUCAUGGAAGCUGUCUGGGACACAGGUCUCCAUCUGUGGAUGGGUCUGCCUCCGGGCUCGCAGGGAGCUUCAGCGCAGUGAAGGAAGCCUUUCGCAAUUCCAUGAAGCUUAGCAGAAGGACCCGAACUCGGACAAGCGCGGGUGGUUCCCAAGAGACUGAAACCGAAGAAGUGGCCGAGCUGGAGACCCCAACGCCCUGGGAGAUGGGUGGACCGGUCAGCUUGGGGUUGCCAUGUAAGGUGGGCCCUCAAACCUUCUGGGGUGGCGGUGGCGGCGGUGGCAGCGAUGCAAGGGAUAGCAAGGAAGGGAAAAGGAUCGCCAGCAAUGCCUCGGGCUCAAGUGUCAAGACUUUGGAUAUGCCAACUAAUGCUAGCAUCGGAACAAUCGUGGAAGCUCUUGUCGUACCAUUCGGCGCGUUGAAGAUGUGGCUGAAGAAGCAUCCGCAGCUACUUGCUCUCAUGCAGCUGAUCGUGGUAAAACUGUUGGAGAUGAGCAAGCACGUAUUCGACACCGCAGGUAGGGCUUACCGGGUAGCCUAUAUCUACUCGAAGACUGGUAGGAUCAGUCCUGGCAAGAGCAGCUCUGUCGGCGGUUUCGUCAGGGACUGUGUCAAAGCGGUGGUAUACUGUCUGAUCCUUGGAGCGGUGGCCAUGAUGGUGGGGAGGGUGCUUGCUGUGUUCGCCAGGGCCGGGAGCUGGCUGGUCUGGUCUCUGAGUUGGGUUGUGUGGAUCGUGAAGGCGGUUGGACUGGGGAUAUUCUGGUAG